Messenger RNA from Colletotrichum siamense, 1374 nucleotides. RefSeq lists its product as uncharacterized. The record is from RefSeq and is a predicted model, not a curated record. NCBI's taxonomy places the organism in Eukaryota, Fungi, Ascomycota, Sordariomycetes, Glomerellales, Glomerellaceae. The transcript is spliced from 4 exons. Gene Ontology annotation, cellular component: nucleus. The coding region runs from base 1 to 1374 and encodes 457 amino acids. Gene Ontology annotation, molecular function: transcription cis-regulatory region binding; DNA-binding transcription factor activity. Gene Ontology annotation, biological process: positive regulation of transcription by RNA polymerase II.
AUGAGGCAGGUCGAUGCGCCGGCUCAGGAGCAGGCAGUCGUGCAAGCAACCUCGGAGAGGUCGAGGAAUUCGUCAGUUCAGCAAACUCUCCAUGAGCAUCUUCCCCCCGCCGCCAUCAGUCCGUUCAAUCAGCCUGCUUCAACUCCAGCCACGAGUUGGAAGGAGGUGCAAACACCUACGCCGUUGCCUACGGUCUACAGCUCAAUACCGCCCGGCUCAACACUUGGACUGGCCAACUAUGAACAUCAUGGGGACGUUGUUUUUCCCUUUACGCAGCCCCAUGAGGUGAGGUUGAUGAAGUAUUACCUCGAAUACAUGUGCACCUGGUUCGACCUCUGUGACGCCCGCCGCCACUUCGCCAUCGUCGUCCCUCAGAGAGCAAUAACCUGCCCGACCCUCCUCAACGCAAUCUUCGCCCUCUCAUCCCGCCACCUCAGCCUGCACGAUCAAUACGACCCCUACGCCUCGGACCGCUACCACCAGGAAUGCCUCAAGCACCUCACCACGAUCUCCAACGACUCCUCGGCCCUGACAAAUGACGACCUCCUCGCCGCCACCAUCCUCCUCCGCACCCUCGAGGAGCUCGACGUGCCCCUCAUCGGGACCGACCACGAGGGCCACCUGCUCGGCAUCCAGCUCUUCAUGAACACGCAGAACGGCGGGCUGCCGCGCCAGAGCCAGUUGCGCCAGGCCUGCUUCUGGGUCGGCCUGCGCCAGGAGAUCACCAUGGCCUUCGCCACGCAGCGGCCCAUCAUGGUGAAACUCGACCACCUCUUCAUCGACCGCUCGUUCUCGCCGGCCGACGACGACUGCUGGGCGAACCGCAUCGUGGUGCACUGCGCCGAGGUGGUGCAGUUCUGCUUCGGCGAGGUGGACAACCGCAAGCGCGAGUACCAGCGGCUGGUGGAGUACGACCGCAACUGGUUGAGGGCGCGGCCGUUGUCGUGGUUGCCGAUUGCAUAUAGCGAGCCGGAUCCGGCGGCGGAUCAGGCGUUUCCGCGGAUCUUCUAUAUCAACCAUGCUGUUGUCAUCGGCAACGUUCAUGGCACUCUUGCCCGGGCACUCCUCAUGUGUCACGAUGAAAGCAUUCCACGCAUAGGACCAGCCCGCAGACUGGCGAGGCAAAAGCUGGAUAACGACAUUAGAACGCAAAUACGAGAACUUUGCGGCACCGCUCUCUCCAACAAGGACACAAUUCCAGCCAUGUUCACGGCCUGCAUGGGCGUGACCGCGUGCGGCGACCGGUUCACCGACCACGUGGAGCAAAGGGCUCUUCUCGACAUCUUGGUCAAGACGGAUGUGCACCACAUGUGGCCGACGGCGUCGGCGCAGUCGCACCUGAAGCGGGCGUGGGGUUGGGAGGACGAGUCGUGA